This is a messenger RNA of Pocillopora damicornis (cauliflower coral), 1253 nucleotides long. Its product is annotated as queuine tRNA-ribosyltransferase accessory subunit 2. Lineage: Eukaryota; Metazoa; Cnidaria; Anthozoa; Scleractinia; Pocilloporidae. The record is from RefSeq and is a predicted model, not a curated record.
GAUGAUAAUGAACCUCUCGAAUACUUUUACAUUUCGAGUGUCCUGUUAUAUAUACAUAUAUUUUUGCUUUGAUUUCACAGGAUUACGGCGAAAUUAAUCGUCUUAACGGGUGGGAUACAAGUCGUGAAUUAAAUAACAUAGAAUUCUCUUCACUGAGCUUAAGAGACUUGAGAGGUCAUGAAGUUUUCCGUGCGCCAGAAGUCUGAGGGAACCAGAUUUGGUGUUCUUAGCAUAGAGAAUCACGAAAUCCAGACUCCUUGCUGUUCACUGUACUCUCGUGGAGGCGUAGUACCUCACCUUACCACGGAUGUUUUAGACUCAAUGGGAAGUGUACCAUCCAUUUUCCAUUUAUCUCUUCAAACCACGAUUGAUCAACCAGGUAUUGAGACCAUUAACCAGUCUAACUACAAUGGAAUAAAACCAUUCUUAGGAUUGGAAGGAUUCAUUACUUACUUAUCAAUUCAAGAUCCUGGUCAAGAAGUGCGUCAAGGCUACAAUGAGGAAAAGUCUGUGUCAGUGUGGACACCAGGUGGCCGCAAAAAGCAUGGUAUAGGAUCUCCAGAAGAGGUAGUGUUGGCAGUGGAAUGUGGAGUUGAUAUUUUUGAUUCAUCCUAUCCUUGUCAAGUAGCAGAGAGAGGAUGUGCUUUGGAUAUUAAAUGGAGCAGAAAAAGAUUCAAACCAGAGCUCACAUAUUUACCCUCAGCUUCAGAGAGAUUAGAAGGAGAACUAAAAAAUUCAGAGGACAGUUUGAAUGAAUUAAGUACAAGUUCACAUCAAAAAGAAAUAGUGGGUGGUGGAACAUUGUUUGAAAUAAAUCUCAAUCAUACAAGGUACAGCUCAGACUUCACCUCUCUUGUUAGUGGUUGUACAUGUUACUGCUGUACAAAUCAUACACGGGCUUAUGUUCAUCAUCUGCUUGUCACCAAAGAGAUGCUUUCCAAAGUUCUUCUUAUGAUCCAUAAUCUACAUGAAUAUUGUCAGUUUUUCGCUGGCAUUCGUUUGUCAAUAGAGGAGGAUAACUUCGAAGAGUUUAAAAGGAACUUUACUGAAAGCCACCAUCUGUAGCAGUGAAUUGGUUUCCUGUAUUUCAUGGAAUCUACAUCCCUAGCUUAUCUUCAUUUCUUUUUAAAAAAUUUUAGUUUUUACCAGUAUGUAGUGGACUUCCUAUAAACACUCAGAGAGAAGUGUGCUAGAGGUAGAGUCAGUCUAGUUUUACACAAGGUUUGUUGUUUAGAUCACAAAGAAGACCUUUA